UAUUCAUCACAGAUUAAACUUCAUUUGACAGAUGAAAUGAAAGCCAUGCUGAAGAAUUCAAAGUGGGAUCACAAGAACACAGCUGUCUCAAUACGAGGACCUGUGAUUCUAGAUGUACAGUCAAUUUAUAAGCUGAAAGAAGGACAUCUGCUUCUUAAAUCACUCCUCAAAGAGAAGUACAGCGAUUGUGCUGAUAUCCUUAAACACAGACCCCUGAGUAAAGACGGCGUGUACACGAUUUAUCCCAGCAUGAAGACAAAGAAGUGGGUGUACUGUGACAUGACGACGGACGGAGGCGGAUGGACGGUACUUCAAAGACGACAAAAUGGUCAUACAGACUUCUACCGGAACUGGACAUGGUACAAAAAUGGAUUUGGGGACGCUAGGGAUGAAUAUUGGUUGGGAAAUGAUGUGAUUCAUCUUCUGACAAAGGACAAAAAACAAGAACUUAGGAUAGACCUGGAGAAAUUCUCUAGACUAAAAGCACAUGUGACAUACUCCUCAUUUUACAUCGGAAACGAGGCUGAUAAGUAUAAACUCACAGUUGGGGGAUUCAAGGGAACCAAAGGUCUAGGUGAUAGCUUUGUGUACGGAAAUGGGAUGCAGUUCAGUACCAAAGACAGAGAUAAUGACUCGUAUAAAAAAUCGUGUUCUCAGGUCUAUACAGGUGCAGGCUGGUUUGGUUCUGGUUGUUUUAACACAAACCUUAAUGGUGUUUACAGAAAAGGAAAGGAUGCCAAAUUGAUGUCUUGGUAUCACUGGGGAAACACUUGGAAAUCGUUGAAAUCUGCUAAAAUGAUGAUACGUCCAAAACAUUGA
Saccostrea cuccullata (small rock oyster) is the source of this 819-nucleotide messenger RNA. RefSeq names its product ryncolin-1-like. The annotation marks the transcript as partial. The transcript is spliced from 6 exons. The record is from RefSeq and is a predicted model, not a curated record. NCBI's taxonomy places the organism in Eukaryota, Metazoa, Mollusca, Bivalvia, Ostreida, Ostreidae.